ACGGAAUGGUAAAAAAGCUUGCCAUAUGGCCACGACAUCGCCCACCGUCAGCUUACGCCAUCCCCAACAUCCGGAAUAGGUACUACACAUGUGUAAUCAUAACUUGUGACGGUGGCUGUGACAACAAAGGGACUUCUCGCCGAAGGUUGAGUCCCUCCCACGAUGCCAGGAUUUUCUGUGAAGAUAAAGGGGGAGGGUACGGAUCCAAAGUACUGCUGUUCGUCCUGUGGUCUGCUGUUGAACGAGCCACGACAGACGUCAUGUGGACAUCGGUACUGUAAAUCCAGUGUGGAAGACCUUACCAGGCCCGACGGCGGAAAAUGCAAGGUGCCAUCAUGUGGUCAACAGAUUAAGAUUGAAGACGUCUUCCCAGACAAGGCUAUUGAGAGAGAAAUACAAAACAUUGAAGUGUUCUGCAACAAUGACGACGACGGCUGCAAAUGGCAGGGGCUUCUCAAGGACCUGAAGAUCCAUCGCGAUGAGUGUGAGCACGAGAAAAUCGCCUGUAUCCACCAGGACUGUGGAGAGAGAAUUCCAAGAGGAGAGCUUUCCAAACAUCUCACCGACAACUGUGCGUUCCGGUCUGCCGUCUGUCAGUGGUGUAAGGAACCUCACCCUUUCAAGGACAUUGCGAAACACCAGGAGUCCUGCCCCGUGGCCCCCGCCAGGUGUAAGUGGUGCGGUAAGAAGGGCCUGACCCGCGCACAGCUGCAGGACCAUCAACAUCCGCAGACCGGCGACUGUCCCAACAUGAAACUGCCCUGUCACUUCGAACCCGUGGGGUGCCAGGAAAAGCUUGAAAGGAAACAACAAGGGGAUCACCAGAAAAAGACUCUCACGGCUCAUCUCAACAUGGUCCUCGCCAUGAUUCUCCAACUGGCAACAAACCUGGAGGGACUCCGGGACCAGGAUGUGGAGUCUCGCGAAAACAUGCGAACCGCCAUUCCUCGACUGGACAAGAACAUCAAGGACCAAGGCAGCAAGAUUGCCCAGCUGGAGCAGAAAGUUUCCGCUCACCAGACAGAAGGGGCGACGGCAUCAGGAUCAGGCAGUUCUAAGGCGCUGGAAAAUCGAGUUGAACAGAUUCGAGCUAAAGUUGAAGACGUGAUCAAGAAGCUCGCCGCCUGGGAGCCCAGGGUCGGCACGUUUGAAGGGAUCGUCGCCGUCCUGAACCGUGAGAUCGAGAAGUGCAGCUCACAGAUGGAGGCGUACGAACGACAACGUCGGCAGGACAGGGAGAUCAUCGAGACCCUGGAGAGGAAGGUCAGGUCUCUGGAGAGGAUCAUCGCUCUGAAGGACGUCGCCCUGGCCGAACAAGACCUCCGGAUCCAGACCCUGGAACUGACCAGCUAUGACGGCAUCCUGACGUGGAAGAUACCGGAUUUCACUCGCAAGCGCCACGACGCCAUCACGGGGAAGACAGCGAGUUUCUACUCGCCAUGUUUCUUCACCAGCCGUACAGGGUACAAGAUGUGCGCCCGCAUCUACCUGAACGGAGACGGGAUGGGGAAGGGCACUCAUGUCAGCCUGUUCUUCGUCGUCAUGAGGGGACACUUUGACGGGCUGCUUCGCUGGCCGUUUCGUCAAAAGGUGACCUUCAUGCUCCUGGACCAGAACAACCGUGAGCACGUGAUCGACGCGUUCCGCCCUGACCCGACCAGCUCGUCCUUCCAGCGGCCCACCAGUGACAUGAACAUCGCCAGUGGAUGUCCGCUCUUCGUGCCGCUCAGUCAGCUGGAGAGCAGCAGCCAUGCCUAUGUGAGAGACGACACCAUGUACCUCCGUGUUAUUGUCGACACAAGUGAUUUAAAUUGACUGGCCGUAUCGGAGUUCACGAGAUUGAAAUCACAGAAAAGCACUAUUUUGUUUGCGACAUUUGUUAAAAGGGAAGAGCAUUUUCAUGAACAGAAUUAUGUAAACAGUGCCUGAUAUUACUGCUUGCACUAGGUACAUGUAUGCAUAAUUCUGUCAGAAAAUGUAUUUUUCCUUGUAAUAAGUGUCGCAAACAAAUCGAUGUAGAAAAGUCCAGUUUGUGACAAAUACUAAUCUCUAAGCAGAUCUUUCGGUGGCCGUAAAAGACAGUAUAAAUAUCAAAUUGGUCAGGCAGUAUCCAUUGGCCACCAUGCCUUGCUUGAAGAUAAGACAAAUACGGUGUACAUCAAAAAUAUAUCGGGAGUUCUUAUUCUUGUCAAGCUUUAUAGAUUCCUAGCAAUAGCCAUUGACUAUUUGGCUAAAUUCCCUGGCAUUCCAGGCUAGAAGUUGCGUCACGCAGUAAAAUUCACAAUCGGUACAGUACUGUACACUUUCCCAUUGAAAGAAAGUAAAGUUGUGUCAGAUAUAUUAUCUGAUAUAACAAACAUAUCAGCAAGAAGUAAAUGAUUCUAUCAUUACAAGGUAGGUGACCAUGUCACGAUCACAGACAUUUUUGACAAUACAAAACAUACAAGGAAUAGCACAAAAACAGAAAAAAAGCAAAAAAAGUUAAAAUCCAUACAAGCACAAAAAAACAGAAAAGCACAAAAACAUGUUUAAAAGUAGUUGCUGACAACUUGCUGUGGUUGUUUGAAGGUUUGUGUAUACAUUUAGAUACCUGAUAUGUAUAAGCGUUUAAGUUACGCAUAAGACGUUUUUGUAACCUUAAGAUAAAUGAGGUAGUACACUUAUUCAGGAAAGAUUACUACAAAGCUUUACUUAGAAAUCGUGAGUGAACGAUUUUGAGCGCGUGACAUGGUCACCCUUUUCUGUGAUUUCAUCCCGUGAGCUCCUGGCAAUCUUGUGUGGACAAUGACACUGAAACUAGUGUUGUAGCACAGGGCAGAAAAACACAAAAUUGGCAUACAAAUAGGCUACGAUAUGGCCUGUUAAACCAUGAAAAAAGCUCCUUGGUUAAACCGUUUUCUCAGUGUGCGAGAAAACUUUCUGAAUUUCAUGUGUAACAUUGAUCCAAGGAGCUUCUAUCACCGAUAGAAGCUCCUUGAUUGAUCGCAUUGUGUGAUUAUAUGCGUCAAUUUUUUUGGACAUGGAUAGAAAUGGUCAUACUUUUCUUACAAUAUCUCUUCAAUCCUAGUAUAGACCUGUUUUCUGUGAAGGGGGAAACUUUCUAUAUUCCAUGUGUGUGGACUAGUACUUUUAGUUUGCCUGUUUAUUAAUAAAUAUGUAUAUUAAUCGUAUGGCCUAACAUAUGGAUUCGGUUCCCUAAAAUAAAGUAUAGAUGCAUAUAUGUAACGUGGGUAGAGAAUGCUAAUACCUUUUUUCUCAUUCAAGUUAUCACUUAAUAUCGUUAUGUAUGAUGUAGAGUACGUUACCUUAAAAUGUCAUCGAUUUUUAUAACAAUAUUACUACAUGUAAAUGAAAUGCUGAGUCUGUUAAACUGUUGUACAAUUUAUUUUAAUCCUCUGAUUGUUAUGUACCAUUUUGUGUGUUGGUCACAAGAAUAAUCGUUUUCUUCAAAAUUACAGGACGAUUGUGUACAGAUUAUUAUGUACAGAUGUUUUGCCAGAAUAUUUAUGAAGAAACAUUAUAUGUGGUGUAGACGUGAAAUAUGAUUAUUAUAUAUGGUUAGAAAAAAAGAUUACCUGUGAUUUCACCAACAAUGUGCAGACUUAUGUACAUACACAUAAUACAACUGAACUGUCUUUAAAAUCACAAAGAUUGUUAUCUAUCAAUAACAUAAUAUAUAUGUUGUACCAAUGUG
Molecule: messenger RNA, 3694 nt
Organism: Branchiostoma belcheri (Belcher's lancelet)
Lineage: Eukaryota; Metazoa; Chordata; Leptocardii; Amphioxiformes; Branchiostomatidae
Product: TNF receptor-associated factor 2-like
Exons: 8
Coding region: 163-1815 (550 amino acids)
Biological process (GO): regulation of canonical NF-kappaB signal transduction; tumor necrosis factor-mediated signaling pathway; positive regulation of JNK cascade
Molecular function (GO): protein binding; zinc ion binding
Source: RefSeq, a predicted model, not a curated record